Molecule: messenger RNA, 743 nt
Organism: Penaeus vannamei (Pacific white shrimp)
Lineage: Eukaryota; Metazoa; Arthropoda; Malacostraca; Decapoda; Penaeidae
Product: androgenic gland hormone
Source: RefSeq, a predicted model, not a curated record
AUGAAUUCCUUCACUGCCUCACGUACUCACGGCCUCGACGUGCCUGCUCAACUGUUACUCGGAUUGCUGAUGCUUCUCUCGCUGACUUCGACGUCGAGCGGCUACAACGUCACGGGGAUUCCUGUGGACUUCGACUGCGGUGACAUCGGCGACACCAUGAGCCAGAUCUGCAAGACGUUCCCCACGGCCAGGCCCCACGUGAGAGUGUCAAGGUCAGCCGAUACCGACGACCUCUGGCAGGACACGGGGGCAGGUCAGACAACGCCCCCUGACCUGCUCCCCCGCCGGCACCGCCUCCACCCCAGGGCCCUGAAUCCAACGUGGAAUCUCGAAAGGGACCUGAUCAGAGACAUCCUAGUGAGCCCCGAAGCCGCGCACGCCCUCGUCAGGACGCCCCGGGGCCGCGCGAAGAGGUCCUACAACGUGCAGGACGAGUGCUGCAACCACGUGAGCCAGCGGCUGUGCGUGGCGGAGGAGAUCCUGGAGUAUUGCGAGGACCCGUACUUCUAAACCUUGAACCUGCCUUGACCUAUGGCCCUCCUGACCUCUGUCAGUGGAGUCGUCAGUGGUCAAUGGCCCACCCAACCUCCUUACAACAGUCUUCGGUGACCUGGUCAUACGGCCUCUCCAUCCUCUCCACUGAAUCUCCAAUGACCUGACCUCAGUCCACGGGUCCCCCUUCCUUAGGCCAUGUCUUUGCUGACCUGACCUAACCCGUGGCUUCUGUAACCUUCUUUAGAUGA